AUGAGUUCAGACUACCACCCGGCGGACACCCACUCCUUCCUGACCAAGGCCGACCUCAAGGACUCGCUCAACACAUUCUCCAACCUGCUCUCGACCGCCAAGAUCUACCGGCUGGCACUCAUCACCCUCUCAAACGCAACCGCAGCCUUCGCAAAGUCGCUCGAGGACGCCGCCAGACUCAAGGGCACCCAGGCCAUCCAGCUCGAGCAGGAGCAGCAGCUCGAAUCCACCACAGACUCAAUCGGAAGCUCACCACACACCCCCCACUCCAGCCACCACGACCCAACUCACUCGCACUGCUCGAACCCUGCAGAGAAACUGCUGGCGGCCAGCGGCCUCCAUUUCUUGACCGCCAAUCUCGAACAAGUACUGUCGGAUACCUUCAAAAAAUCAUUCGAACUCCCACUCUUGAACCUCUAUGAAUCGUAUCGAACACAACUAGCACAUCAACAGAACCGUUAUGAGUCCUUACUAUCCCUCAAAACCAAGGCCAUCAGAGAGACCGAGCUCAGGAACAUGAACCAGGGCGGCAGUAGACACUCACGCAACACGCCGCGCGACCUCGACAGCUUCCGCAGAGGUCUCAAGGAACUGCAGGACCAAGUCGAACAGGUCGAGUCUCUCAAGCACUCUUACUAUCUCCAAGUGGCCAAGGGCGAACGCCAAGUCUGGAACAAGGUGGCCGAAAAUAUUAGCUUGGUGGUCAAAUCAGAAGUGGAAGUGUACGACCGAAUCGCGUCGAAGCCGAUCUCAGAUCCGACACUAGAAGCGAUGGUCGCCUCGAUCCCGGAUCCAUUUGAUGCCUACAACCCAGUGGAGACGAUUGACGGAAGCAUGAGCGGGACGGGCGGAGGGGCCGGGGAGAUCUACUCGAUCCUGAACCCGCUGAGCAGUCUGUUGCUCGGCUCGCCGCAGAAGGCCCGCCGUUCCGUCGACCUCAACCAUUCUCUCGCCUCCCUCCAACGCCACCUACAGACGCCCUCGCCCAACGGCUCGCUCAUCCAUCCCCACCUCAACAGCGCCACCCAUUGGGCAGAGUCUGUCGCCGACCACACCGGCCAACAGCCCGAGCCCCUCCUCACCCAGCUAGACCAGCCCCUCCCCGGGCCCUCCUCCUCCUCCUCCCCCAGCUCUGUCAACGAGACAAACGACCCACGCCGCAACGUCUGCUCGCUACUCUCUACCGACUCUGCGAUCACUGCCACUCCGGCUAACCCCGCGCUGCCCGACGAGCCCCGCAUCUCGCCCAGCUCGUCCUCCGAAACCGCCGACACCACCGUCGUCCUCGACCACCCACCGCAGCCCGCGGACAACUCUUCCAUACCCCACCCAUCCCUCGACGUCCCGCCUCCUCAUAUACACCGCCUGUCGACCACCAAUAGCAUCCAACCCCACAUCGACGAGGUCGACAGUCUUCUGGGAGAGCCACCGCCCAGUGGUCUGGAUUUAUCCGACUCGGACACUUGA
Puccinia triticina is the source of this 1467-nucleotide messenger RNA. RefSeq lists its product as uncharacterized. Gene Ontology annotation, cellular component: fungal-type vacuole membrane. The transcript has 4 exons. Gene Ontology annotation, molecular function: phospholipid binding. Gene Ontology annotation, biological process: vacuole fusion, non-autophagic. NCBI's taxonomy places the organism in Eukaryota, Fungi, Basidiomycota, Pucciniomycetes, Pucciniales, Pucciniaceae. The record is from RefSeq and is a predicted model, not a curated record. The coding region runs from base 1 to 1467 and encodes 488 amino acids.